UAUCAUGUGCGUAUCACGUGCCGAAUAACCAAGCUUUAGAUCGAGUAGAAGAUGAACCCAUUUUCAGGUUCUUGAGCCACUGAUCACUCACCGGAAAGAAAAAUAAUUAGACCAGCUUCCAAAUGCCUGAAAAGUGAAAAUCAUCGUCUACACAGCUAUGAAGAAGCUUAAUCGCUCUCUGAUUCUCUUUCUGCUUCUCCUUCUUGUUCUGAGCUUAAUUCUAUUAUAUGCGGAAGCUGAAGUCAUAACCCUAACCCCUGAGACCUUCUCUGACAAGGUGAAGGAAAAGGAUACUGCAUGGUUUGUGAAAUUUUGUGUUCCUUGGUGUAAGCAUUGUAAGAAUUUGGGAUCAUUGUGGGAAGACCUAGGGAAAGCAAUGGAAGGGGAAGAUGAAAUAGAGAUUGGAGAAGUUGAUUGCAGUGCAAGCAAACCUUUAUGUACGAAAGUUGAUAUUCAUUCGUAUCCUACAUUUAAGCUCUUCUAUGAUGGAGAAGAAGUUGCUAAAUAUCAAGGGGCAAGGAAUGUUGAAUCGCUUAAAUCAUUCGUUCUGGAGGAAUCAGAAAAAGCAGCAGCAAAAGCACAGCUCGACAGUGAUCAAGAUUUGUGAUUAUCGUUAAGUUGAGGAACAUCUAGAUGGAAUCAGAAGUGUUGGUGAAAGUCUCAAUGGAAUCAACAUGGUUCCACUGACUAAACAUCCCAGCUGAGAUCACCUUGUGGAUUAUAUGCAGAUUUUAUUGAAGGUCGUUUUCUCAUCCACCCUGUGAUCAGAGUUCGUUUAAUCCGUUUGAGAAGAGCGCUAAUUUUUUGUUGAAGGGCAUUUGAUCUAUUACUGAAUUGUAUUAUCAUACUAUAUAGGGAAUUUAUGCUGAAAGUUUGAUGGUACCUAGUUUCUAGAUUCAAUCAUGAGAGAAUUGAGGUUGCCUCCAUGUGAUGUCAGUCAUGAGUUACAAAAUUUUGAGCAUAGAAUAUAUUGAAGCUUAAUUAUCGCUUAUAAUAUAAAAGAACAUGAUAUUAAACGAUUGUGAUA
Hevea brasiliensis (rubber tree) is the source of this 1027-nucleotide messenger RNA. RefSeq names its product protein disulfide-isomerase 5-1. The record is from RefSeq and is a predicted model, not a curated record. Gene Ontology annotation, cellular component: endoplasmic reticulum. Gene Ontology annotation, biological process: protein folding. Bases 158 to 607 code for a protein of 149 amino acids. Gene Ontology annotation, molecular function: protein disulfide isomerase activity. The transcript is spliced from 5 exons. NCBI's taxonomy places the organism in Eukaryota, Viridiplantae, Streptophyta, Magnoliopsida, Malpighiales, Euphorbiaceae.